Candidula unifasciata is the source of this 420-nucleotide messenger RNA. NCBI's taxonomy places the organism in Eukaryota, Metazoa, Mollusca, Gastropoda, Stylommatophora, Geomitridae. The record is from the annotation of a GenBank genome assembly.
AUGUCCACAAUGAAUCCAGACUAUGAUUAUCUAUUCAAGUUGUUGCUAAUUGGGGACUCUGGUGUUGGAAAAUCCUGCUUACUGUUGCGAUUUGCUGAUGAUACAUACACAGAGAGCUACAUCAGUACAAUUGGUGUUGAUUUUAAAAUUAGAACAAUAGAAUUGGAUGGGAAGACUAUCAAGUUGCAAAUAUGGGACACUGCGGGUCAGGAGAGGUUUAGGACAAUCACAUCCAGUUAUUACAGAGGUGCUCAUGGCAUUAUUGUGGUCUAUGAUGUGACAGACCAGGAAUCCUUCAAUAAUGUGAAACAGUGGCUUCAAGAAAUUGACAGAUAUGCCAGUGAAAAUGUCAACAAGUUGUUGGUGGGAAACAAAAGUGACUUAACAACAAAGAAAGUUGUUGACUUCACAACAGCCAAG